Molecule: messenger RNA, 2981 nt
Organism: Microcebus murinus (gray mouse lemur)
Lineage: Eukaryota; Metazoa; Chordata; Mammalia; Primates; Cheirogaleidae
Gene: MFSD2B
Product: MFSD2 lysolipid transporter B, sphingolipid
Biological process (GO): lipid transport; carbohydrate transport
Cellular component (GO): plasma membrane
Molecular function (GO): symporter activity; sphingolipid intramembrane carrier activity
Source: RefSeq, a predicted model, not a curated record
AUGGCCGAGCCGCCUGGACCGGCCCCGACCGCGGAGGCGCCGCCGCCCCAGCGGGAAGCGCUCACCUCGGAGCCCGGCCCGGACAGCAGAGCUGGUCGCCUCUCUUUCUGUACGAAGGUGUGCUAUGGCAUUGGUGGGGUCCCCAACCAGGUGGCUUCCAGUGCCACAGCCUUUUACCUACAGCUCUUCCUGCUUGAUGUGGCACAGAUCCCUGCUGCCCAGGUGUCAUUUGUCCUGUUUGGAGGGAAAGUGUCUGGGGCAGCUGCCGACCCAGUGGCUGGGUUCCUCAUCAACAGGAGCAGGAGGUCCAUGUCAGGACGACUCAUGCCCUGGGUGCUGGGCUGCACCCCCUUUGUCGCCUUGGCCUACUUCUUCCUGUGGUUCCUGCCCCCGUUCACCAGCCUGCGCGGGCUCUGGUACACAAUCUUCUACUGCCUGUUCCAGGCCCUGGCCACGUUCUUCCAGGUGCCCUACACGGCGCUCACCAUGCUCCUGACGUCCAGCCCGAGGGAGCGGGACUCGGCCACCGCCUACCGGAUGACCCUGGAGAUGGCGGGGACGCUGAUGGGGGCCACCGUGCACGGGCUCAUCGUGUCGGGGGCCCACGGGCCCCACAGCUGCGAGGACGCUGUGCUCCCCGGGCCGGCCGCCGUCUCCCCUGACGCCGCUUGUCUCUACUCCAUUGCAGCCGCCGUGGUGGUCGUGAUUUACCCCGUGUGCAGUGGUCUGCUCUGCCUAGGGGUGAAGGAGCGGCCAGACGCUGCUGACCCAGCCUCAGGCCAAGGCCUGAGCUUCCUGGCUGGGCUGGGGCUCACCGCCUGCCACCCACCCUUCCUGAAGCUGGUGCUCUCCUUCCUGUUCAUCUCAGCUGCCGUUCAGGUGGAGCAGAACUACCUGGUCCUCUUCUGUACGCACGCCUCCCGGCUGCAUGACCACGUCCAGAGCCUGGUGCUCACCAUCCUGGUCUCGGCCGUGCUGAGCACCCCGCUGUGGGAGUGGGUGCUCCAACGGUUUGGGAAGAGGACCACGGCCUUCGGGAUCUGUAUGAUGGUGCCUUUUGCAAUCUUGCUGGCUGCUGUGCCCACAGCCCCUGUGGCAUAUGUCGUGGCCUUUGUAUCUGGCGUGAGCAUUGCUGUGUCCUUGCUGCUACCCUGGUCCAUGCUGCCCGACGUGGUGGAUGACUUUCAGCUGCAGCACCAGCACGGGCCAGGCGUGGAGACCAUCUUCUAUUCCUCCUACGUCUUCUUCACGAAGCUGUCAGGCGCAGGCGCCCUGGGCAUCUCCACCCUCAGUCUGGAGUUCGCGGGGUAUAAGGCAGGAGCCUGCCAGCAGGCGGAGGAGGUGGUGGUUACCCUCAAGGUCCUCAUCGGUGCUGUGCCCACCUGCAUGAUCCUCGCCGGGCUGUGCAUCCUCAUGGCCGGCCCCACUCCAAAGGGACCAAGCCAGGACACCUCCCGCCAGCCGAGCCUUAGGAGGAGGACCAGCUACAGCCUCGCCUGAAGUCUGAGAAGGCUGCUGUGAGCGGAAGCAGCAGGAGCCAGCGUCCUCUGGGCCUGACGUCAGUCGUCAGUCGCUUCCUCUCAGCACCUGAGCACCCGCCACGGCAGUUUCACACACGGCCUUUUCUCCUGGGGUGUGGGGUCUUCAGUGAUGCCUCCUGAAGGGACUGGCCUGUGCCCCGGGACCCCCAUCCCGCAUCCCUUGCCUGUUGACCUCAGGCCAGCUCGGAUAGGCCCGUGCCCCUGACUAGCCCAGCAGCACCUCCUUCUGGAAAAAGGCAGCCCCUCCCCAGCCUGGCUCUCAGACCCCUGUGGGAGCCCCAGACCCCAUAACCUGUGUAGAUAGCAAAGCUCUCCUGACAUAAGGACAGACACACAGGCCCCUUGUUUGUCCUGAGGCCUCGUGGACAUCUGCUGAAGACAGAGAGGCUGAGAGACCCCACACGAAUGGGCAGAGUGAGGACACAGGGACAUGCCGGGAUGUACAGUUAGAAAGACACAGGCAGAACCGUGAGGCCAACACACCCAGGGAGAAGGAGGACUGAGCAGAGCCGGGCCCCGUUCAUGCUCGGUGAUGCCACUCAGCUUCUGUCAGUGGACAGAGACUGAGAUUGGGCCACCCAGGGUCAAUCACUUUUGCAAAUAAUUAUUUGUGUGGAAAUACUUUUCUUAGAUUUCAUCUUAUGAAAGCACACAGGAACUACAGUUUUCUAGAGGCCAUAUUUUUAGGGAAGGAAGAUCCACUGAAGGUUAUUAGUCUGUGAAAUGUGACCGUGGACAGCACUCUCAUCCCAACUCCUGGAAUCCCCUCGGGAGGGAAAGGGGAGGGAGCCCAAUGUCACUGGAGCUGACCAUGCCCCCCAGCCAUAUGCCCCUAGCAUGCAUUUCCUUAGACCAGGACACGGUGUGGGAGGCAGGUUCCUUCUUCCCUUUGGAAGAGACACAAAGUUGAGACUCCAGAGUGGCCCAAGGCAGCAGGCUGUCGUGGGUCAUGUGGCUUGGGGUCUGGGGAGGGGUUGGGGAACCUGUGGGGGAACCCUGAUGCCCCAGAAACUCCUGCCUAGAGAAGCCCACACCUACACAGGGCCUGAGGUCCAGACUUGCCCCUACAUUUGUCCCCAGCCCCCAGCUCUGCCCCCUCCUUGGGUUCAGCUCUCCAUAGGCCCCCACCCAUCCUCUUUAGCCUUUAGCUGGCCCUUAGGGCCAAGACCCCCGAGGCCCAGAGCUCAGACUCACACUCAGACAUGAUGUACUCCUCAGAGCUCAAAGCGUCUGGAUUUCCCCACGAACACUGCAGCAGGAGAAGGAACCCAGCGGGGCCUGGCCUGGGCUGCCUGCUGCCUCAACUCUGGCCCUUGUGAUGCUGACAUGAGGAUCUGCUCCAGGUCAUAGGGCACCAGACAAACAGCUGGACUCAGUUUCUUUUUUUUUUGAAACAGAGUCUCACUCUGUUGCCCAGGCUAGAGUGCCAUGGCAUCAGCC